AUGGACUACGUCAAAUUCUGCGAAAGCGUCGAUAAGCUUCAAGGCCGCUUCAUCGACAGACUCCGAGAUGCAAUCGAAAUCCCUUCUGUAUCUUCCGAGACUGGCCGCAGGGCCGACACUAUCAAGAUGGCCCAUUGGACCAUGGCUCAGAUGAAAGAACUGGGCGUUGAGGUACGGCUCAAGUCUCUGGGCAAAGAAUCUGGAACAGACCUAGACUUGCCCCCGUUGAUCCUUGGCCGGUUCGGAAAUGAUGCCGAUAAGCCUACAAUCAUGGUCUACAGCCAUUACGAUGUGCAGCCAGCCAGUCUACAGGAUGGAUGGGAGCAUGAUCCAUGGACCUUGACAGAGAGUAACGAAGUUCUGCAUGGUAGAGGGACCUCCGACGACAAAGGCCCGCUGGUGAACUGGCUCAACAUGCUGGAAGCCUUUCAAGACGCGAACCAAGAAGUCCCGGUGAACCUGGCGUUUUUCUUGGAGGGCAUGGAGGAGAAUGGCUCAGUUGGGUUCCGCGCCGCCCUUGAAGACGAAGCAAACCAGUUCCUCUCUGACGUUGAUGCCGUGUGCUUGACCGAUGUGGCUUGGGCGAGCAACACGCAGCCAACGAUUCCUCGAGGUCUCAGGGGAGUCCUGUUCUACAGAAUCACCAUCCGUGGCGCUCAAGAAGAUGCCCACAGUGGCCUUUUUGGCGGCGCCAUUUCGGAGCCAAUGACUGACAUAGUCAAUAUCAUGAGCUCCCUUGUGGACUCCCAGGGCAAGUUGCUCAUUCCCGGAAUCUAUGAUGCUGUGCUCGAGGUCACUGAUGAAGAGCGAGAGUCUUAUGAGAAGCUACCGCUGACACCUGAAGCCCUGGAUGGGGGGAUCGGGGGUAGACUGCUCCAUGCAACGAAAGCAGAAACAAUUAUUUCCAAAUGGCGACAACCGUCUCUCAGCCUCCAUCGCAUAGAGAAUCUAAAGCCCGGGCCGGGAGCGACCACCUCAAUCCCCGCCGCCCUGGUCGGAAAGUUCAGUAUCCGGACAGUUCCACGCAUGGAGGCCAGCGAAGUGGAUGCUCUGGUUCGCCAGCACAUUGAAGCAAGAUUCAAGCAGCUUCAGAGCAAGAAUGAGCUUGAUAUUGUUUGCGUGCACCAGAGUGACUGGUUCUAUGAAGACGUCGACCAUUGGAACUACCAGGCGGCGAUCAAGGCCAUAGAACAAACUUGGGACGUUACUCCUCCAAUCACUUGUGAAGGUGGCAGUAUCCCAAUCGCUCUGGACAUGAAAAAGGUUUUGAAGAAAAACGUCCUCUUGCUCCCAGUAGGGAGGCCGACUGAUGGUAUCCAUUCUGUGAACGAAAAGCUAGACAAGAUAAACUACUUUAACGCAAUCAAAGUUUAUGGCUCAUAUCUCGGGGAGAUAGCUGCUCGAUGGCAGGGAAAAUGA
Messenger RNA from Fusarium falciforme, 1419 nucleotides. Its product is annotated as M20-dimer domain-containing protein. The coding region runs from base 1 to 1419 and encodes 472 amino acids. Gene Ontology annotation, biological process: proteolysis. Gene Ontology annotation, molecular function: peptidase activity. NCBI's taxonomy places the organism in Eukaryota, Fungi, Ascomycota, Sordariomycetes, Hypocreales, Nectriaceae. The transcript has 8 exons. The record is from RefSeq and is a predicted model, not a curated record.